This is a messenger RNA of Acanthaster planci (crown-of-thorns starfish), 5420 nucleotides long. RefSeq names its product VPS54 subunit of GARP complex (gene vps54). The record is from RefSeq and is a predicted model, not a curated record. Lineage: Eukaryota; Metazoa; Echinodermata; Asteroidea; Valvatida; Acanthasteridae. Gene Ontology annotation, cellular component: GARP complex. Gene Ontology annotation, molecular function: syntaxin binding. Gene Ontology annotation, biological process: retrograde transport, endosome to Golgi; Golgi to vacuole transport.
AGUGAUUCACUAGGCGUAGUUAGCUACGUGGAGCAUCUCCAUAGCCAGAUUACUUGGUUUUCCGUAUAAUAAUACUGGUAACCUCGUUGUGUAAGUCUAAACAUGUAUAACGUGUGCUCCAGAAAGUGGAAUUAUAUUGUGAGUGUUUUGCUGGUUUGAAUAUUGGAGCAAUUUAGACGUCAUGAGUGGUUGGGAAAGUCGCACACACUCACAGUCGUCGCUGCAUUCAAAUCCGGCUAGGCUGAAGCAGGUUCACAAUGCACAGCAACACGGCAGUAGACCAUCAAGUUCGUCGGCUACCAGUAGCUCCAACGCAAAAGCUGGAUUUGGAGGCGGCAGCAACAAAAGCAUGACAAGAUCCCACCGCCAAAGUAGACACGAAAGAACAGGUUCGAAUUCUGAAUUGGGGUUCCUUAAACAAAGGACAACUCCUAAUUCCACGCCGGGUCACAUGCCAAAUUGGAAAUCAUGCCGACUGUGUGCAUUGACGUUCAAAAACCCAGCAGAUUUCUGCCUGCACUUGAGGGAGUACCACUGUACUAAGGAAGGAGGCUCAUUUGUGUGCCGAUAUGGGUUGAACGGUGUCUGUGCAACGCUGCCACUAGAGGGAGUGAGUGAUGGAGACUAUGAAUCACAUGUUGCAAAGGAUCAUUCCCUUGUUUCUCUUGCUGAUGCCUUAGGGAAAAACUCCAAUAGCAGUUCGUCAGACAGCCCCACCUCCUCUGUACCUUCUGUCGUCAAUGAUCAACACAAAUGGACGAUCUACUGUUCCCAGGUCAACCUCCCAGCUGUUCUUAACGAUCCCAGGAAAGCCAAGCGGGAACUGGACUUCUUGACCAAGACCUGGGGCGAGACAUUCGUGGAAAAAACCGACAUCUUGCCCUCCCCACAUUUACCUCACAUAACCAGGGCGCACUUUGAGACGUACUUACGCUGGACGGGUACUCGCUUAAAAGAUCACAAGAAGCUUGGUUCAUCAGUCAGUUCGGCAUCAGUAGAUCCAUCAGACCACCAUCAAAGUCCUGUCUGCAGAUUAAAAGAGCGAGGUAGCACAGAACUGGAGCAGAUCCCAAAGGUGUUUUUCCGGAACGACUUUGCCCUGGAAAAUCCAGACACUUUUGAGGCUGUGCUCCCCUGGUCGCAGUUCAAAGGUCAAAGGUUAAGUGACCCAGCAGCAGGCCAUCAAUCGUCAAAACUGCUUCAAGAAAAGCUGAGCCACUACUUGGACAUUGUUGAGGUACAAAUAGCGCAGCAGAUCUCACUGCGAUCCAAUGCCUUCUUCAAUGCAAUGGCAUCCCACGACAAGCUGCAGGAGAAUCUGGCAUCCACCUGCAGGGCCAUACGGGAGCUGAGGGGUAAAAUCAACAGCAUUGAUGCAAUUCUGGCACAGGGCAACCUGAGAAUACUCAAACUGCAAAUGUCCAGAGCAAAUUAUGUCAAAGUCUUCAACAAGUUGAAACUGAUGGCUACCGUCCACCAGACCCAGCCAACCAUACAGAUUCUACUCACCACCUCAGAGUUUGUGGGUGCAUUAGACCUCAUCUCCACCACGCAAGAGGUCCUAACCCAGGAGCUGUCUGGGUUGCAGUGCUUCAGGCACCUGGGCUCCCAGCUUGUUGAGCUGGAGAAAUUGAUUGACAAGAUGAUGACCCAGGAUUUUGCAAGAUUUACCGCAGCUGACCUGAACCGACCGAUUGAUGGACUAGAUCAUGUUGAUGAGGACAAGUUAACUGCCAUCGUUCUGGGCAUGCUAAGACAGCAUCGGUUCAGCUUUUUGGAGACCUACAGAGAAGAGGCUGCUGAAAGCAUCAAGGCACUGAUAAAACAGACCGUUGUGGAGGCAGUGUCCACGGCUGAUAAUGUGGAUAAUGAUGCCAACAUCGGAAGCCUUGCCGAUCAGAUGAGACUUCUCAGCUUCCCCCAGUGGCUGCACCUGUUCCAGGCAGUGUUUGAGAACCUGGGCCUUCUCUUGAUUAGAGUCAGGGAAACGACGAACAUCAUUAAGCGACUGGUAAAUCUUGCUGCAGGAUAUGACCCCGAUUCACCAGCCGAACCGGUGGUAACUGGUCCAGACCAGAAUGGACUGGUAGAAUGCGCCGAUGAAGCCACUGCAUUGGACAACGGGGACCAAGAUAUCGAACCUCAGCCUCAGCCUAGCAAGUUUGACGAGGUUGCAUCAACACCCGCAGAAAAGCUUGCCAGUGAUGUCGAUGUGUUGAUAGCCCCCAUAGAGCACAGUAGACUAAUGCAGUCUGUCCAGGAUCUCUUGCUGUUUGUGUGUGACUACGCCCAUGACCGAUGUCUGAAGCUUCUCAUAGCCCGAGGCAAGGAUGGAUUCCUAGAGCGCCUGAGUUCAGGUGAAUUUGUGUCUCUGUCACGUGCAAUAGAGAAGUUUGUUAGGAAGUGUGAAAGCAUCUGUGAACGGAGGAGCACAUCACUGAGAGGGGGCCUUCAGAAUCAGGCGAAUAAGUUCAUCAAUCGAUUCCAUGAAGAAAGGAAAACCAAAUUAAGCUUGAUCUUGGACAGUGAGCGUUGGAAACAAGCUGAGGUGCCUGCAGAGUUCCAAGACUUGCUGAGUGCAAUGGCCAAAGGAGAAAUUUCUCUGACACUUCUUGUCAAAGCUGAUACAGGAAGUGGAGAGAGAAAGCCGCUGGAACAUGUAGAGAUUGCAAACCAAAGAUACUCUGUUGUAGGGACUGUACUACUAUUGCUGAAGAUGGUAGCCGAAUAUUGCCAGUGUGCUAUUGACAUUCCGUCGGUCACUUCCGACAUUCUCACCCGACUGGUGGAGAUUCUACAGAUGUUCAACUCCAGGUCCUGUCAGCUCAUCCUGGGUGCUGGGGCCUUGCAAGUCGUUGGACUCAAGACUAUCACCACCAAGAAUCUAGCUCUGACAUCUCGCUGUCUUCAGCUGGUCACCCUAUUUAUUCCCAUCGUUAAGGAGUUCUUCACCCAGCGGUUACCUCCUAAAAUGCAGGGUCUACUUAAGAACUUGGACAAGAUUCUCAAGGAUUACAAUGACCAUGUGCAAGAAAUAUCUAACAAAUUGGUCAACAUCAUGGACGAUUCCUUCCGUCAGCUUUUAUCAACGUGGGAGGUGAAAGCCCCUGUUCCCUCCUCCUGCUUCCGAGAAGUCUGCAAGAGGGUACGGAAGCUCCACGAGGCCAUUGCAGAGCUGCUGCCCCCCGAGCAGAUCAAGGUGCUCUUCAUGAGGCUCAAUGUGUCCUUCAAGACUCACCUUAGAGACGCUCUCAUCCGGGUCAAGGUCAAAAACGACGGGGGUCCCAAACACGGGUUAGUGACAUCAGACCUGGCAUUCUACACUGAAUUCAUCCAGUCAUUGGAUGGUCUACACAGCAUCAUAGACAACAUGGAUGAUGUGUGGGAUUUGAGGUAGCAGUAUUUGGCUGCCAAGGCGGCAAACUAUUGAACACACCACAGUAAUUCAGCAACUGCACCAUAGAUGUUUAUUGAAGAUCCAGUGCCUGUCCUCGCUUGGCUUGGAUGGAGAUGGUACUGUAGAGCCUGGUCACCAUUACUGCCCGGUCACUGUUACUGCCCGGUCACUAUUAUGCCCAUUGGGCUUGGCGUAGAGUUUGCAGAAUGACGUGCUGCAUCACUGCAAAGUGUUAGAUCGUCAUAGAUUAGGGGACAGUCCUGCCUCAAUGAGCCAGUACAGUGUAUCAAAAAGGCCAGGUCAUUUGAAAACAAAGCAGGUGACAUCAGGCCAGUUGAACAUGUUCAGUUCAUGCGAGGCGGCAUGCCAAUUUGGCCAGCCUGGCACUUGUGAAUUUGAUGGUCUUGAAUGACCUACCAUAAGCUUCCAUUGAAGCAUGUGCUGUUGAAAUACUGAACUGGCUCAAAUUUGAUUAGGCAUAGGAGUUUUUUAUGCUCAGAGCCAACCUUGCAAAGAUUGUAAAAAAAACUACAUAUAUCUGUCAGAAAGUUUGCACCACAGUGUGAAACUUGUUUUUUUUUAUCAAAAGAGAAUAUUGUUGGAACACACAUCAGCUUGGGAAUCCUUGGCUCCUUUUUACCAAGUGACUUAUUGCAAUCAAAGAAUUUUGAAAUUCACGUACAAUGAAAACAUUUCUACCAAAGUUUGGGGAGGUUUAUGUAAAGAGUGUUUCUUGUGUCUGUCUAAAAAUUUCACGAUUACCUUUUCAUUCCCAUGCACGUAUACACGGAGUGCUUUUUUAGUGUUAGUGAGGAGUGACGUCAUCUAGGAGUAGACGUGCUACAUUCUGUGCACUAGCAGUGACUAGGGGAAUGAAAUACCGUAGUCUGCAUAAAGACACUGAGUAUCAGGAGUUGGUUGUGAUUGUAACAACCCCAUAUGCUCAUGUUGCUCACUUGGGGAUCUUUCAGCUGUUUGGAUGGCCUCUCUUCUACGGGGGUUGGUUCUUAAGGAGCUGGGGAGACCAAUGCAGUAGUAGGGCUAAGAUGAAGUGAAGAGAAAUCCAGUGUAAGGUCAUGUCCGAAACGGGCUUCCAGAGCUACGGCUAGGUCUAUUGUCUGCACGUCUCCACACUUUUCCAAUGGAGCGAAGACCUAGACCUACAUGUAGCUCUAGACAAGAGAUUCGGAUGCAGCCUAAGUUACAGUCAUCAAGACGAAAGAGUACGUGGACACUGUGUGUAUAGCUCAACUGUGUGCUAAAUGUGAAAGUAAUCAUUGAAGGAGACGCCAGCUGGGUUGCAAUUCAGCGUGUGUUUGCAACAAAAUUGGGGUUAACAUCAGUAUUGUUGUCUGACAAAAGCUUGUAACAUUCCACCGGAAACACUGCUUGCUGAAAAAGGAAGCAAGUGAUGUUUAGGCUGGGAAGUCUGAAAAUGUUGGACGUACUCUCGAGGUGAGAAUGACUCACUUUGAGCUGACGAAAGACUUCCUGGUUCCACUGGGAACAGAUUUAAAGCUGGGAGCAUUGACAUGCAAACAAAGUUUUUCGCAAGGAAAGUUGUUGACAGGCACAGAAAGAUUUUUGUUCUGAGACUUUGUUCCUAUUGCAGUAUUCUCCUCGAGUCCAUCACAAGUCCAUCCAAGUCACAAUCCACUCAAAUGAGCUGUGACAAAAUCAUUCCAUUGUCGUUCACCCUGUCACUUAUUUAUGACUGGUCUUAUGGAGGGAUUUGAGAUGAACUCAACCACAACUGUCGUAUUGUAAAGAUAACGAGCAGGGUAACUAGUAAGAAAAUCCAAAAUGCAGUUCCAUAGCCAAGUACAUUCACAACUCAUAAAAGAUGUUCAUGCUUGUAUACCUGCAGCAACUAAUAGUUACCACCUAUUGUCUGUUUGUCUCGGAAAGUGUACUUCAACCAGUAAAAACUCUUAUUCUACUCCGUGACUCUUUGGUCGAGUUUGGGCGGCCUGUUCUUGACGUGGGUUUCUUGUUCUCGCGCCCGAACGGCGGGAACACGACU